AUGGUAGUGGGUCAUGGUAUGAUUACAAGCCGUAAGGUGGCACUCCUGGUGGUGGUCAUUUGUUGCCGAUUUUCCGCCACAACGUGUAUCGCUUUAUUACUAUGCGUUGUGUUUACGUUUCUGGUGUCGCACAUGUUGAAUGCCAAUUUACCCUCAAGACCACCACCUGAGCCAAUAAGGCUGGGUGAAAACAAUCCCAUUGGUGUCGAAACUACGCCACUGGACAGUAUAAAUCUAUUUGAUGAACAUCCUGAACUUCAAAGUGAAAUUGAUCAACUUCUGAAUAACAUUUCAAGCAGUUUUAUUCAAUCUUGGUUUAAAUCCAUUGAUAACAAUCCCGAAAGCCCGUUUCUCAUUGAAGUGAGAAAUCAACUUUUGAAUGUGGUCCAACAAGUCUAUCAAGCUACCGAGAAAGUCGACGUUUCCGAAUUGGUGGUAAGGAAAGCGAUUCCAUUGAUUACAAGUCAUUUACGCAUGUUUUGUUCAUACGAUAAUGGUCCAAAUUCCGAUUUCGAAGUCGCUGUGGAAUUCGAUAGGAAUUAUAAGCUACACAGCUGUGUUUCUCGUGGCUACGAUAAUAUGAACAAGAGUAUUGAAGAUCACAUUAGAGAAAAAACGGUUUUACUUUUGCCGAAGCUCAUUGACAAGCGGGAAUUAUCGUCGAAUUUUGUAAGAAUCAUACUUCGCGAAGUACUCGUCACCAAUCUGUUCAUGCCUUUGAUCAACAAGUUUAUAGAUCCAGAUUUCUGGAAUUUGAACGUUAAUUCAAUGGCCACUGAUGUGCUCAGAGAACGGUUCCAAGUGAAAAAAUUCCGAGCAGCACUCUCUAAAGAAUGGCAAGAUCCGCGCGAUCGGUUUUUGCAAGAUUUUGAGCGCGAAUCUGAAGAAGCUACGGCCAAAAUUCUUGUAUUUGAAUUCGCUCAAACUACAAACGAAUUUUCCGAUUAUUUGAGGAAAAUAAGCAGUUUGACCCUCAUACCAUCUCUGAAAGCGGUUCGAAUUAGCAUAAUGGUUCGACUUUUGAGUUUGGACGAUACCACUGCGUCAUUCAAGGAAAAGAAACUCAUGCGACACAGGCUGCAAAUGUCAUUAAACCUUGUGGAAAGUAGGAUCGGUCAUUUGGCUGGCAAAGGCAUGGACCAUGGUUUACUCGACGCAGAUCGAGAGAUGGCGAGUUUGAAAGUUUUUUUGACAUCGAUUUCACUCGAAAGUGUAUUGACCCAUGAACUGUAUCUGAAGUUCUUCAAGGGGUUCCUCGAGAAUCACGACAAGCAAGGCCAAAUAUAUUUAAAUUUAUGGCAGAGAAUUGAAGCCAUUAAAAAUCCUUUAGAGGAUCCGCUAAAUGGAGUUCUUACUAUGAACCACUUGGACGACGCUCAUGCGGAGCUUGAAGACAUUUUUGAUGCAUACUUCAAGGACUUGAAUUUAGAACAACUGUUACAUUUGAGCACCGAGCUGGUUCAUAGGUUCAUUAGUUGCAUCGUGGAGGCAAAAUCAUCCGGAGAUAACAAAGAUUUCUUGCAGGCGAGAAAGCAUUUACUUGUGAUUCAAAACCUUUUGGUGACACAUUUGAAGACAAAAUCAUUCGUAGUGUUCCGCGAUUCAGCUCAAUUCAUUGAUAUGACUUUAUCUCAGGUUUUCCAAGAUGGCCAAAUGAUUCAAGAAAUAUUAAGUACCGAGAAGAAGGGCUUUCCAGCAGUUUCCAAAUCUGACAAUGGUGUAAACCUAGAAAAGCUCCUCGAUGAUAUCUUUGAAGGUGAUUCUGAUGACACAAGUUUGGGGAACAAUGUUGUAUCCACUGUUGAACAACUCGUUGCAGAGAAAGGUGGCAAAUUACCUUUAAAUUCAGAACAGGAAGAAUCAAUUCCACGCGAGGGAGGUCUUCUUGAGCAAGAAAACUACCCAUUUGAUGAAAUUGUUGAUGAAAGAGAACUAAAGGACAAAAUUGCACAACAUACCAUCAAUAUCAACAAAUUAAGGAGUCAGCUUUCAUUGAUUGAUCAUCUCACUUUGAAAGCAGAUCUCACCAAUAAUAGCUCUCAGAAAAGGUUAUUAGAAAAGUCCGCUAGGUCUGUUACUCGUGAACUUAACAAUUCUGAGCUUCUCAUACAACAGUACACGAUUAGAAUAAGUUCCAACAGUUUGUUCAGAAAAUGCGAUACCAUCAUCAAAUCGUAUCUCAGUGAUAUUUCGCCCGAAACCGGUAAAGAGAUAAUCUACUAUGUCAUAACCGUGACACAACAGACAGGCGAAAAUCAAGUGACAUCCUGGGACAUCCCAAGACGUUACAGCGAGUUUUACAAGCUGAACGCUUAUGUGAAGAGAACCCAUGCUCGUCUCGUAAAGCAUUUACAAAACAAAGACUGCUUCCCUGAGAAAAUCAAAAUUUCUUUGGUUUAUAACGUGUCCAAGAGUCUUCUUUAUGAGGAGAGAAUUGUAAAACUUGACAGUUUCCUGAAAGCCCUGCUAAACAUUCCAGAAAUAUGCCGAGACGAGGUAUUUCGGCGAUUCUUGACUGAACCAUUAAUUCCUUUUGGAGGUGUAGAGCGAAAAAGGGAGACAAGAAAACGACAAUCGCUGAUAGCCAGAGUUGAAACAACCCCUGCAAAAAUUAAUGACGGGCCCAAUGCUGCAGAACCAAAGGCUCAAAAUUUAGAAAUUGCCGCCGAAAUUGAGGAUGAGGUUAUUCCGGAUCAUGAAGGGGGGUUUUCCGCAAGAGAUUCGAGCGCAACGAAAGUGUCAUUUAUCAAACCACUUUGUGACCUUUUUGUUGUUUUGUUUUCGUUAAAUGAUUUAAAUGGUCGCUCACUGCGUGGAAGAGCCGUAAUUCUUGUGUUACAGCAGAUCUUGGGCGGAACAGCGGAGAAAUAUGUCAAGGACUCGCUGCUGAGAGUAUUUUCAGCUUCCAAAAUAAGUCAAAUUUUGAGGUCCGUAAACUCUUCUCUUUGGGUUGAUGGCGUUUUUUGCAAAAACUUAAAGAAUUCAGAGGCGACGCCCAGGGGGUGGUCUGAUAAAACCAAGACUCGGUCCGAAGCGCGUUCAAAUUUGGAAAAGCUUUUCGUUGAGACUUCGGGUAAAAUUUUGAGCAAAAGUUCAUGCCAGAAAGCAGCAGAUAAAGUGCAUGCUUUAAUUCAAAAUCAGUAUUUGAACGCUAGUCUCGUUCUGGAAGUUUUUGAUUUGUUGGUCGAUGAGAUUUUUUUGAAGGAGUGA
This is a messenger RNA of Lachancea mirantina, 3210 nucleotides long. NCBI's taxonomy places the organism in Eukaryota, Fungi, Ascomycota, Saccharomycetes, Saccharomycetales, Saccharomycetaceae. The record is from the annotation of a GenBank genome assembly.